UUUUAACGAUAUUCCCCCACAUGAGCCUCCAUUGCAAGCUUGUUCCAGUCCAAUGCCGAGAACACGAAUAUAGCCCAUUCUUAGCACCCAACUUGUUCCUAUUUACGCGUGAAUAUAGCGCAGUUUUUGCUUAAAGUAACAAAACUUUUGAAAUAGCGAAAAGUGCUCGUCAAAGAAAGCUUUUCCAGAGAGUAACACUGAUGUAUGUCGUUUCACAGAAUUCCGCUGUACAUAGAAUUGUUAAUUCAGCAAGUCACUUAUUUCUCUGCGUCGUCAGUUUUUCUUUUGAUUAACUUUCUGUACGUAGAAUAAAAGUGAAAUAUACCCUAGCACUUGAAGCUUCUUGAGUAGGCUCUAUCUUAUAGUUAGUAGCUCUAAUUUUUAAUCGGUAAAAUGGUCGAUCUAAGAGAUGGAAAUAUUUCUCAAAAUCCACCAAUGUUAAAACCUGUAUAGCUUAGAAAUGGCAGUUAUUUGUUCUUGAUAAUCAAGUCAAUACACCAUGUCUUUUUUUAACAGAUUAUGUUUGAAGACUACAAGUUCGAGGGUGUUUCCAUUGGAAUUCAACCCAUUUUAACUCUGUAUGCUCGAGGAUUAUUGACGGGUGUGGUCAUAGACUGUGGUGAUGGAUCGACUCAUAUCUCUCCCGUGUGUGAGGGAUUAUUGCUUCCUGAUCUCACGAAAAGAUUAGACAUUGGAGGUCGGGAUAUCACCAAUUACCUAAGAGAGCUUUUUAUGUGCAGGGGAUGCAAAAUUGGCUUUGAAGAUGCUAGAAUGAUAAAAGAAAAGCUUUGUUAUGUAGGAUACAACAUGGAGCAAGAGGAAAAUCUGGCCUCAGAGACAACAUGUCUUAUGGAAGAGUACAAAGUAAGUACCAUAAACCAUUAGGUGAUUUGUCCCUCUCAGUGAUCUUAACCUGUGUUCAAGAGAGGAUCAAAUC
Orbicella faveolata is the source of this 937-nucleotide messenger RNA. Its product is annotated as actin-related protein 2-like. Lineage: Eukaryota; Metazoa; Cnidaria; Anthozoa; Scleractinia; Merulinidae. The record is from RefSeq and is a predicted model, not a curated record.